Molecule: messenger RNA, 897 nt
Organism: Brassica rapa (field mustard)
Lineage: Eukaryota; Viridiplantae; Streptophyta; Magnoliopsida; Brassicales; Brassicaceae
Product: DNA-directed RNA polymerase II subunit 7
Biological process (GO): transcription initiation at RNA polymerase II promoter; positive regulation of nuclear-transcribed mRNA poly(A) tail shortening; DNA-templated transcription
Cellular component (GO): RNA polymerase II, core complex; P-body
Molecular function (GO): single-stranded DNA binding; translation initiation factor binding; single-stranded RNA binding
Source: RefSeq, a predicted model, not a curated record
AAAAAAAUAAGGAAAUAAUCAUCCCUUUACAGACGGUUAAAGAGAGAUCUGCACUUGUGGAAACUAAAUUGCUCGCAUAAAGACAUUAAACUAGGGUCGGAGAGUCCCAGAGCGAGAGAGAGAGAGAAAAAGUGCAGACCAAGAUGUUCUUCCACAUAGUUUUGGAGCGAAACAUGCAAUUACACCCACGUUUCUUUGGUCGCAACCUCCGUGAGAAUCUCGUCUCUAAGCUCAUGAAAGAUGUCGAAGGCACUUGCAGUGGUCGACAUGGGUUCGUAGUGGCGAUAACGGGGAUAGAAAGCGUAGGGAAAGGGUUGAUCCGAGACGGGACUGCCUUCGUUACCUUUCCUGUUAAAUACCAGUGUGUUGUCUUCAGGCCUUUCAAGGGAGAGAUUCUGGAAGCUGUUGUGACUUUGGUGAAUAAGAUGGGUUUCUUCGCUGAAGCUGGACCUGUUCAGAUCUUUGUGUCCAAGCAUUUGAUUCCAGAUGAUAUGGAGUUUCAGGCUGGAGACAUGCCUAAUUACACGACAUCUGAUGGAUCGGUUAAGAUCCAGAAAGAAUGUGAAGUGAGACUAAAGAUUAUUGGAACUAGAGUCGAUGCCACUGAAAUCUUUUGUGUUGGUACCAUCAAAGACGAUUUUUUGGGAGUCAUCAACGACCCUGCAGCCGCUGCAUGAGCAAAAGUUUCUGGCCUAGUUCGGUUUUGGUCCGGAAGAUGGCAUGUGAUAAAAGAUGUAUCAUAGACCAUUUACAAGUUGAUGUCUAUGGAUAUUUUUGUUCGGAAUAAUGUUUAAUUUCAUUCGAGUUUAGUGGGUUUUGUUCCUCUCUAUUUUGUAAGAAUGUAUCCUAUUAUUCUUAAGCAGAAUUAAUCGCGAACAAACAAUCGAGUUAAGAAUC